Molecule: messenger RNA, 861 nt
Organism: Closterium sp. Naga37s-1
Lineage: Eukaryota; Viridiplantae; Streptophyta; Zygnematophyceae; Desmidiales; Closteriaceae
Source: the annotation of a GenBank genome assembly
AUGGUUGAUGUAGGGUUGGUUAGCAGCCAAGACAAGGCCAUUCCUGGCCCGUCCGCACUACUAGAUACUGCAACUGGGACCGCAAGCCCUCUCGCACCUCUCGAGCUCAUAGGGGGGCAAUAUCUAGGAGUCCCCACGUCACCAAAAAGCUACAGGUUUAGUGGCGGGGGGCUGGCUGCACCCUCACAUCGCACCGACAAGGAUUAUGAUCCGAAGAAAGAUGGGGAUUGCGCGGGGUUGAGGGAUGACGACGAGGAGGAGGAGAAGGGUGAGGAGGAGGAGGAGGAGGAGGAGGAGGAGGAGGAGGAGGAGGAGGAGGAGGAGGAGGAGGAGGUAGUCUCCACGGCCGCCGAGGGGUCGACCUACCCCACUGUGUCGAUGGUGCUGCCUUACUUCUACGCCCUCAUCGACAGCCUGGAGAAGAAGCUGCACACAGGGACGCACGAACUAGUUCGUCCACUCAUGUCUGCCGCGCUGGGGCACCUGAAGCAGUACGAGUUUGCCAUCGGGGUCGAGUACUGGAUCGCGACCUUCUUGGAUCCGUCCAUGAAGACCGAGUACUUCAGGAUGACACACUGGGAGCUGAUGCAUCCAGGCAUAGUGGCACGUGACGGUGGGCGGCUUAAGCCACGCAUGAGUGCGGACAGGGUGGUGAGCUUGGUGCGCCGCCGAGUGGAGGAGUACCAAGCUCGAGCAGCACGUGAAGCUCCCACCCCACCACCAGCACCAGCAGCAGCAGUGGUGACACCGUUCGAGGAGGACGACGACGAGUUUGUGUUCUCUAGGGCACAGCUGCAGAAGCGUGUUUCAGCUAGCGCAGCGGCGAGAGCGGGGGGGAGGGGGGACGUCGGUGGGGGAUGA